This is a messenger RNA of Acanthosepion pharaonis, 2097 nucleotides long. The record is from the annotation of a GenBank genome assembly. NCBI's taxonomy places the organism in Eukaryota, Metazoa, Mollusca, Cephalopoda, Sepiida, Sepiidae.
AUGUUUCUCUUGCUAACUUAUUCUUUUCAAAAUCCUUUCUUUCAUGGUUUUCUUUUUGCCAUUUUGUCUUUUAUUCUAUUCUUUCUUUUUGGAACAUUGGCACAUUUACCUUUUUUCAAUUCAGUAUUUAUUUUCCGCUUCCUCAAUAUUCAAAACCGGAUUAUAUAUAUUACUGUUCUUUCUUUUUUUACUAUCUAUCUAUCUAUCUAUCUAUCUAUCUAUCUAUCUAUCUAUCUAUCUAUCUAUCUAUCUAUCUAUAUUUCUCAUGUUGUCUUUUUCGUAUACAACGAGGUUGUACCGCUUCAGGUACGGCAUCAACUUCUAUUCGCAUUCUUACACAGCAUUUCUACAACCAUUCAAAUGGCUCCUGCACGAUUAACAUCCGCACGUCAGCAACUGAAGACCUCUAAUACCGUUAACGUUACACAUGCAGAACAGGCGACUGCAGAGGGCCCUUGGCACAUAUUCAGCUUCCCCAUCCACGAACGCUUCCCAGCAAUCGUCCAGCUUGCUGAGCACCUAGAAAACGACGAACUUCGUUAUUUUUCUACGGAUACAACAAUGGAUAUGGCUGCGCACGUGCCUUCAUACUACGUAUGGACAAAAAAGAACACCUGUGCUCGGCGGAAGUGCGUGGCCAGCGUCGAGGGCUAUCCAGGCGUCAAAGAAGACGCCACAUUCGGAAGGGUAUUCACGGUUCCCCCAUCGCGACAGGAAUGUUUUUACUUGCGACUUCUUUUGCACGAAUUCUUAUUUUCUCCUCCUCCUCCUCCUCCUCCUUCUUCUUCUUCUUCUUCUUCUUCUUCUUCUUCUUCUUCUUCUUCUCAAUCCUUCUUUGCCUCUAUACCCUCCACUGAUUUUUUUCAUCUUCUCCACUUCUUUUCUCACUACUCUGAAUACGUCACAACACUCUUUGUCAAAGUCUCACUACUCUGCAUACGUCACAACACUCUCUGCCAAAGUCUCACUCCUCUGCAUACGUCACAACACUCUCUGUCAAAGUCUCAACACUCUCUGUCUCUGUCAAAGUCUCACGUCACAACACUCUGCAUACGUCACAAAGUCUCACUCUCUGCAAACGUCUCACUCUCUGUCAAAGUCUCACUACUCUGCAUACGUCACAACUCUGCCAAAGUUUCUCUGCAUACGUCACACUCUUUGAACACGAAUACGUCACAACAAAGUCUCACUCUGUACGUCAAACACUCUUGCAAAGUUUCACUCCUGUGCAUACGUCACAACACAAAGUCUCACUCUUUGCCAAAAGUCUCACUCCUCUGCAUACGUCCCAACACUCUCUUCCAAAGUCUCACUACUACGUCACAACACUCUCUGCCAAGGUACGUCACAUACGUCACAACUCUCUGCAAAGUCUCACUACACCUGCUCGUCCCAACACUCUCUGCCAAAGUAUCACUACUCUGCAUGCACUACUCUGCAUACGUCACAACACUCUCUGCCAAAGUCUCAACCAUACGUCCCAACACUUUGCCAAAGUCUCACCUCCUCCCAACACUCUGCAAAGUCUCACGUCUGCAUACGUCACAACACUCUCUGCCGAAAGCAUCUCCCACUCUCUGCCAAAGUCUCACUACUCUGCAUACGUCCAACACUCUCUGUCAAAGUCUCACUCCUGCUCUGCACGUCAUAACACUCUCAAGUCUCACUACUCUGCAUACGUCACAACACUCUCUGCCGAAGUCUCACUACUCUGCAUACGUCACAACACUCUCUGCCGAAGUCUCACUACACUGCAUACGUCCCAGCACUCUCUGCCAAAGUCUCACUACACUGCAUACGUCCCAACACUCUCUGCCAAAGUCUCACUACUCUGCAUACGUCACAACUCUCUCUGCCAAAGUCUCACUACUCUGCAUACGUCACAACACUCUCUGCCAAAGUCUCACUACUCUGCAUACGUCACAACACUCUCUGCCAAACAUGACCAAAGACGUUUUCCGAGCGACUUCGCCUGCCAAAUGUCAGUCACAAUGGUGUCAACUCAGAACAUUAUUUUCAGCCUCUUUUUCGCCAGGACCUCCCCAGUUGCUGAUUUUAUACAAAUCUUACAUCCAUAAUAAAUCGACUACGGUGUGA